Molecule: messenger RNA, 1884 nt
Organism: Gigantopelta aegis
Lineage: Eukaryota; Metazoa; Mollusca; Gastropoda; Neomphalida; Peltospiridae
Product: UDP-glucuronic acid decarboxylase 1-like
Exons: 2
Coding region: 167-1150 (327 amino acids)
Source: RefSeq, a predicted model, not a curated record
GGUACAUCUGGAAUAGAACACUAGGAGUCAGCAGUCGACAACAUCGUAGUAACUUAAAUUAUUAGUAAAACAAAAUAAAAACUGUCAAAAAGUUUUAAAUAUAUCUAUUUUACUUAGUAAUCAAGUAUAACAAAGUGACAUUCAGCUCUCAGUAGUUGGCAGAACUAUGUCUUCUAAUGUAAGCAACAAUGGCUGCGGCUGUGAAGAAGGUAGUAAAGGUCACGUGCUGGUCACAGGAGGCGCGGGCUACAUAGGUACCAUGGUGACACCCAUGUUACUGGAAGCCGGGUAUGAAGUCACCAUAUACGACCGCUUCAGCUGGGGAGUGUCACCGAUCCUGUCGUUCGUGGAACACCCCAGUGUGCACAUUGUAAACGGAGACAUCCGAAACAAAGCAAAACUGAAGCAGGUGAUUUCCGAAAAGGUUGGAAUAAUACACCUGGCGGCAAUCGUUGGUUAUCCCGCUUGCGACAAAGAUCAGACGGAAGCAUACGAAGUGAAUGUCGAAGGUACCCGAAAUAUCACGGACAUGCUCGAACCAAACCAGGCCUUGAUUUACGCCAGCACGGGGUCUUGCUAUGGAGCUGUUGAAGGAAUCUGCACCGAGGACACACCUAUCAGCCCUCUGUCCUUUUAUGGAAGCACUAAAGCUGCUGGAGAGAAGAUAGUUCUCGACAAUGGAGGCGUUGCACUGAGACUUGCCACAGUUUUUGGAAUCUCUCCGCGUAUCCGCCUUGACCUGCUGGUCAACGAUCUCACCCACAAGGCUCUGACCAUCAAACAUUUUGACCUCUAUGAAGGUCACUUCCGGCGGACAUUCCUUCACGUGAAGGAUGCUGCACGUGCAUUCGUGUUUGCCUUGGUAAACUUCGAAACGAUGCAGGGACAGGCCUACAACGUUGGAGACAACAGAAUGAACCUGACGAAGCUACAGGUAGCCAAUAUAAUCCAACAACGAGUCCCCGACUGCAAAAUAACGGUAGCUAACACGGGGCAAGAUCAGGACAAGCGUGACUACGAAGUAUCAUACGCAAAGAUUCAGACCCUGGGCUAUAGAUCCACCAUCACUGUAGAAGAAGGUGUCAGUGCUUUGCUCAAAGUGUUGCCGAAUAUCAGCGAAUGCGAGAUUGCGCGGUCUAGAAAUAUAUAAGACUAGUUACUACAUAGGCGGUGUAAAAUAUGUAUUAUCGGUUACUUCAACAUUUCAACAUUUCAUAAUCGUUAAACGACACAUAAAACUUACACACUUUGGCAUAAAGACUUAAUCGUAUCCGAUAUUCCACCUUGGACCAAGACACUGGCCAUACCAGAGGCAGAGGCCAGGAUGGACAUGCCUGAACCUUGAAUGCUAUGGGUAUUAUAUAUGUCAAAACUGUUAGGAUUUGGAUUAUUAGUAAGCGAUCUAUGUGGAAUUUUCAUUCUGUAGACUAUGACGACUAUGUUGCUAAUUUUCUUGGACACUUUAGUAGAUGAUAUGAAGUGCGACUGCCUUUAAAUUAUCAAUUUUAGCAAAUCGUUGGUCUAGUGUUUGUAGUAUACUCAACAAAAUUAAAUAAGGACCAGUAGAUGUUUUUUUUGCAUUUUCGUUUCUCCACACACACACACACACACACAAGAUAGUUUGGUUCAGACCACGCUACGCCUCUGGAAAUAUGUAUCUACUUAAGGAAAAACAGAUUGUUAUUUGUCUACACAAAUUGUUGUAAUUGAUAUUAUUAUUAUUAUUAGUAGUAGUAGUAUUACUCAGAUGUUUAUGUUGGUCCUAGUACAUAUAAUAUGUACUUACGUUUAUUUUAUUAUAACAAUAUUUGUUUGAUUGUGUAACAUGUUUUAGUAUAUUUAUGUAUUUGAAUAUAUACUGAACGCCAUUAGUAACUAUACACU